UGAAAGGUGCGUGACCACGAACUUAAAGCCGAACAACUAACUCAGUGCUGCACACAGAACAGCGGCGUGAGAGGAGAACACACCUUCCUCGAUUCCCUGACUGUUGUCCGGCCUCCCGAUGCCAGCCUUGGGCGGACUGCUGCUUCUUUCUGCCCUCCUGUCCACGGAAAGGGUCUACACGGCGGUGCCAGAGAGACGAUGGCUAAAGGACAACAUCGUGGGCAUCAGUUAUGUCUGCCCGUACCGGGGUUCGAUCUCCAUGGUUGUCAGCCAGUACAAUAACAAGACGGAGGAAAGAGUUUGGGAUUUUGCCUGUAAAUCAACUUUCCAGAGUCACGUUAGUUGUUCCUGGACAGACUACGUCAACAGAUUCGACGAGGGAAUAAAUUUCUCCUGCCCGUCCGAGGCUCUGAUCUGCGGGGUGGAGAACCUGCGAGGCACCAUCCAGAAGGAUCGGAAGUACAGUAAUCUCCUUUCCCCGAGUGUGGGGCCUUCCACUGGUCGGGCUUCCUGGUGGAGGUUCUACUGCUGUGAAGCUGGCCACGUUUGUCUCCGGGGCUGUGCCUGGUCCCCCUACAUCAACCAGCGCAACGAGUACUUCAGCUGGGAGGUACCGGCCGAUCACUACCUGGCCGGAAUCGUGCGUCACCAUGGGAACCAGAGCGGAGAACGUCGCUGGCAAUUCCGCUACUGUGCAAUGUUCUCUACGAACAUAUUUGCACCAUGACGAGAAGGCAGGAGACCUCAAUAAAUAAUUACAUCAUUUGCACUCUGUGCCUUCAUGGUUUUAUGCACCUCUCUUUCUCUCCCCUCUUUCUCUUCAUUUCCCUGUCUCCUUCUCUCUUUCCAUCUCAGCCCUGCUUUCUUUCCCCUCCCUCCCCCUCCCCUGUCUCUGUCUCCCUCUUCCUCUCCUCCCUCUACCCCCUUCAUUGUACUCCCUCUCUCUUUUCACCUUUCUCACUCUCUUUUCCUUCUUCUUCUGUAUCCUACUCUCCAUUUCUCUUGUUCUCUCUCUCCCCCCGUCUCGCUGUACAGAGGAGCCCGCUCCAAGGAAACAAAAAGACCUUGCCUGCCUGCACAGACUGUCCUUGUACGAUU
Hypanus sabinus (Atlantic stingray) is the source of this 1098-nucleotide messenger RNA. Its product is annotated as hemagglutinin/amebocyte aggregation factor-like. Lineage: Eukaryota; Metazoa; Chordata; Chondrichthyes; Myliobatiformes; Dasyatidae. The record is from RefSeq and is a predicted model, not a curated record. Bases 119 to 727 code for a protein of 202 amino acids. The transcript is spliced from 5 exons.